AUGGAAGGAUUGGAUGGUUUGAUAGAGAGGCUUUUGGAAGUGAGGAAGAACAGGGGGAAACGGAUUCAGCUGUUGGAGCCUGAAAUUCGGAACCUUUGCAGCACGGCGAAAGAUCUGUUCCUGGGACAGCCAAACCUUUUGGAAUUGGAAGCUCCCAUUAACGUUUGUGGAGACAUACACGGGCAAUAUCCAGAUCUGUUGCGAGUGUUCGAGUACGGGGGGUUUCCUCCGGAUUCCAAUUACCUCUUCCUGGGGGACUACGUUGACAGAGGAAAACAGAGCGUUGAAACAAUAUGCCUGCUCCUGGCCUACAAGAUCAAAUUCCCAGAAAACUUUUUCCUUCUCCGAGGAAAUCACGAAUGUGCCUCCAUUAACAGAAUCUACGGCUUCUACGACGAGUGUAAGCGCAGAUUCAGCGUUCGCCUCUGGAAGAUAUUCACAGACUGCUUCAACUGUCUGCCUGUGGCCGCGCUCAUUGAUGACAAGAUCCUCUGCAUGCACGGCGGGCUUUCCCCGGACAUGGAGAGCCUCGACCAGAUCAAAGCCAUUGAAAGGCCCGUCGACGUCCCCGACCAGGGCCUCUUGUGUGACCUCCUUUGGGCCGAUCCUGACACCGACAUCAGAGGCUGGGGCGAGAAUGACAGGGGCGUCUCCUACACCUUCGGCCCCGAUAAGGUCGCCGAGUUCUUGAAGAAACACGAUCUCGAUCUCAUUUGCAGGGCUCACCAGGUGGUCGAAGAUGGCUACCAAUUCUUCGCUGACAGGCAGCUCGUCACCAUCUUUUCAGCUCCAAACUACUGCGGAGAGUUCAACAACGCCGGCGCUCUCAUGUGCGUCGACGAAACUUUACUCUGUUCCUUUCAGAUCAUCAAACCCUUGGGCUUGAGAACAAAAAUCACAUAA
Messenger RNA from Sphenostylis stenocarpa, 903 nucleotides. Lineage: Eukaryota; Viridiplantae; Streptophyta; Magnoliopsida; Fabales; Fabaceae. The record is from the annotation of a GenBank genome assembly.